Aphanomyces invadans is the source of this 903-nucleotide messenger RNA. RefSeq lists its product as hypothetical. The record is from RefSeq and is a predicted model, not a curated record. Gene Ontology annotation, cellular component: peroxisome. Lineage: Eukaryota; Oomycota; Saprolegniomycetes; Saprolegniales; Verrucalvaceae. The transcript is spliced from 3 exons. Bases 1 to 903 code for a protein of 300 amino acids. Gene Ontology annotation, biological process: lipid homeostasis; fatty acid beta-oxidation using acyl-CoA oxidase. Gene Ontology annotation, molecular function: fatty acid binding; FAD binding; acyl-CoA oxidase activity.
AUGGCGCGUCAAGGUGUAUCGCUGGCCGACCUGGCGCCGCUGUUCCUGAAGAAGGAGCGCGCGACGGCUACGUUUGAGCCACAGGCAUGCCUCGAUCUUGUGCUGGGGUCUGUUGCAGCCCAAAGGCGGCGCAAAGAACUCCUUGACUUGGUCAUGUCGGACCCCGUGCUCAGCGAUCGCAGCAUGAUCGACCGAAACCACGCCGAGCGGUACACCAAAGCGCUCGAAAAGUCCCAUGCGUAUAUCCAACUUCUCCGCCGCCAUCAUAUUGUUGACCACGACGAACAGACUCUGGUCUACCAAAUGCUCGGGGAACCGCUUCCGAUCGACGUGCAUCGCGCGAUGUUUGUCCCGACGCUGGAGAAUCAAAUGGACGACGAACAGCGAGCGUACUGGCUGCCGAAAGCCAAAGCAUUCGAAAUCACGGGAGCCUACGCCCAGACCGAGCUCGGCCACGGCUCGAACGUCCAGGGCAUCGAAACCACGGCCCACUACGACCCCAAGACGCAAGAGUAUAUUUUGAACUCGCCAACGCUCACCAGUCGCAAGUGGUGGCCCGGCGGGCUCGGCAAGACUGCCAACCACUGCGUGCUCCAUGCGCGGCUGUUCCUGGACGGCAAAGACCGCGGCGUCCAGGCGUUUUUGGUGCCACUUCGAGACACCGCGACGCACAGGACGUUGCCUGGGAUCACGUUGGGGGACAUCGGUCCCAAGAUUGGGUUCCAGUCGGUCGACAACGGGUUUUGCGUGCUGGACCACGUGCGCAUCCCGCGUCGAAACAUGCUCAUGCGGUUUGCCAAAGUGGCGCCGGACGGGUCGUUUUCCAAACCUCCCAUGGACAAAUUGGUGUACUUUACCAUGGUCAAGGUGCGGGUCUAUGUCGUGUACGUUACCUAUCGGUAA